AUGACUUCUUCAGACAAUACGCUUGAAAGUAUUCCUGCUGAUCAGCAAGGAAGCUUCUCUUCUUUCUUAAAGACACUUGCUUCUUUUACUGGUGACCUCUCUGCUUUAACAUGCCCUUCAUUUCUAUUAGCGCCCAUCUCUUUAUUGGAGUAUUCAUCUUUUUGGGCUGACCAACCUGGUUUGUUGAAAGAAGUUAGUAAAUCGGACAAUCCCGAAGAACGCUUUUAUGCUGCUGUCAAAUGGUUCAUUUCUGCUCUGAACGGAUCAUUCUCUAGCCGAGUACCCAAGGGAGAAUGGGAAAAGAAACCAUUUAACCCUAUUCUUGGUGAACAAUUCCACUGUGAAUGGGAGGAUAAGACACGUAUCGUCUGUGAACAAGUGUCUCAUCACCCUCCUGUUUCAGGAUUUUAUGUGGAGAACAAGGAAGCAGGCGUUGUUGUGACUGGACAUGAUGGUCAAAAGACACGCUUCUCUGGUACACAAAUGCUGGUCGAUCAAAUUGGUUACUGUACACUCAAGUUAACUCAACGGGACGAAACGUACUUGUUCACCUUGCCUUCUGUUUCUGUGAACGGUAUUUGGUAUGCAGCUCCAUAUGUUGAACUUUAUGGCACUUCAUUCAUCCAUUCUACCAGUGGUUAUUUUGCUUCUAUUGAAUAUACAACCAAAGGAUGGAUCUCGGGUGAAGUUCAUCAUUUCAAGGCUACGAUCACUCAUGAGACUCUGGCUACACCUACGAUUAUCGAGGGACAAUGGACUGGUAAAUCUACAUUGACCAAAGAUAAAAAGACCCAAGACUUCCUUGACUUGACCACCAUGGAAAGACCACAGCAGAUUGUGAAGCCCGUAGAUGAACAAGGCGAAUUAGAAUCUCGUCGUGUUUGGAGAAAGGUAUCUGAGGCACUUAGAGCCGGUGAUUAUGCAACUGCAUCAGCUGAGAAGUCAGUCAUUGAAAACCAGCAGAGAGCCUUACGAAAGGAACGUCAAGAGGCAAAUCAGACUUGGACUCCUCGUUACUUUAAAUCAGUCAAGGGAGAAGAAAUCUAUGGUGAUUUACGUGAAAAAAUCAUUUCAAAGGCAGAUUCCAAGUUUUUAGACACAAUGGGUGAAGGAGGUUGGAUGUACACAGCUUAA
This is a messenger RNA of Rhizopus microsporus ATCC 52813, 1134 nucleotides long. Its product is annotated as Oxysterol-binding protein. The record is from RefSeq and is a predicted model, not a curated record. Gene Ontology annotation, molecular function: oxysterol binding. Gene Ontology annotation, biological process: piecemeal microautophagy of the nucleus; endocytosis; maintenance of cell polarity. Lineage: Eukaryota; Fungi; Mucoromycota; Mucoromycetes; Mucorales; Rhizopodaceae. The transcript is spliced from 4 exons. Gene Ontology annotation, cellular component: intracellular membrane-bounded organelle; cytosol; membrane. The coding region runs from base 1 to 1134 and encodes 377 amino acids.